Rhinolophus ferrumequinum (greater horseshoe bat) is the source of this 9065-nucleotide messenger RNA. RefSeq names its product MIA SH3 domain ER export factor 3 (gene MIA3). The record is from RefSeq and is a predicted model, not a curated record. The coding region runs from base 41 to 5827 and encodes 1928 amino acids. Lineage: Eukaryota; Metazoa; Chordata; Mammalia; Chiroptera; Rhinolophidae. The transcript has 29 exons. Gene Ontology annotation, molecular function: protein binding. Gene Ontology annotation, biological process: protein secretion; endoplasmic reticulum to Golgi vesicle-mediated transport; vesicle cargo loading. Gene Ontology annotation, cellular component: endoplasmic reticulum membrane; endoplasmic reticulum exit site.
CUCCUCCACCGCGUCACCGGCUCCGCGAGGUGACCACAACAUGGCUGCGGCGCCCGGGCUGCUCUUUUGGCUGCUCCUGCUCGGGCCACCCUGGCGGGUGCCGGGCCAACCGGAGCCGGACACGAAUCGGCGCUUCUCGGAGUAUAAACUCUGCGCGGACAACGAAUGCAGCAUGUUAAUGUACCGGGGUGAAGCUCUAGAAGAUUUUACAGGCCCAGACUGUCGUUUUGUGAAUUUUAAAAAAGGUGACCAUGUCUACGUCUACUACACACUGGCAGGGAGAUCGCCUGAACUUUGGGCUGGAAGUGUUGGGCGUAUUUUUGGAUAUUUUCCAAAGGAUUUAAUCCAGGUAGUCCAUGAAUAUAUUAAAGAAGAGCUACUACAAAUUCCAACAGAUGAGACAGAUUUUGUUUGUUUUGAUGGUGGAAGAGAUGAUUUUGAUAAUUAUAAUGUAGAAGAACUUUUAGGAUUUUUGAAAUUGUACAACUCUGCAACUGGAGAUUCUGAGGAAGCUAUAGAAAAAACUUCUCUGCAUGUGGAAACACCUCCUGAAGUAUCUGAGGAAAGGGACCCUGAACCUGAUCCAGUAGAACCCAAACCCGAAGAAAGGGAAAGUGUACUCUCAGAACACACUAAGGAACACAAGGUUCAGAAGAACCACCCCCACAUAGACAGUCAAACAGAUCACCCUCGCGGAGAGCAAUCUUCAUUCAAGCCUUUUGAAGAAAUGCUGAAAGAUAAACUGAAAGUGUCGGAAAGUGAAAACAACAAAACCAGCAAUAGUUCUCAAGUCUCAAAUGAACAGGAGAAGAUUGAUGCUUAUAAGUUUUUGAAAAAAGAAAUGACUCUGGACUUGAAAACCAAACUUGGCUCAACUGCAGAUGCAAUUGUAUCUGAUGAUGAGACAACCAGACUUGUUACUUCGUUAGAAGAUGAUUUCGAUGAGGACUCAGAUGUUGAGUAUUACGUAGUUGGGAAGGAAGAAGAAGACAGUGAAGAAAAUUUUGAUGAGCUGCCAUUACUAACCUUUACAGAUGGAGAAGAUUUGAAAACACCACUGAAAUCUGGAGUUGAGAAAUAUUUAACAGAUAAAGAGCAGAAUUCAAGUGAAGAAGAUAAUGUUGAGGUAACUGAGUCCUCUGGCCUCAAAAACGAUGAUAAAAAUACAGUAACAACCUGGGAGGACACCAACUUCUCUGCUGUCCCAGAAGGUGAAGAACAAACAGGUAUGGAUUUAGAGAGUUCCAAUUCAGAGGAAGAAGAGGAAGACGGUGACAGCAAAUGGAGGAAACCACAAUUAGCAACAGAUUAUACUGACCCUAAAAUGACCGAAGAUGGUCUUUUGAGUGUAGAAGUCCCUAAAACAAAUAAUGACAAAGACCCACAAAUGGACACAGAACUUCACAUUAAAGGCAAAGGGAGGACAGUUGAGGAAUCCAAGAAGGACCCAGUGCAGGAUAAGAAAGGAUUAGAGGAUGAAAAGCAAGAAAGCAGGACUCUACAUGGUUCUCCUCAAAGCAGGAACCUCGAUUCUUUGCCAACUGCAGAAAAGGGUAAAGAAACAUUAAAAUCAGUCUUUGAUAACAAAGAAAAUGACCUAAAAGGAGCAGCUGUUCAUAUCUCAAAAGGAGUACUCCAUGAAGACACACCUGGAGAGCAGAGUUUGGAAGGUGGCUCCGAGAGUGGAUCGGAACAUAAAGCUGCAAGGUAUGAAAUGAAGGAGGAAAAGAUUAAAGGGGAAGCAGCCAUGGGUGUUGCACCCCUCUUGGGAGACAGUCAGCAAAAUGCAUCCAAAGACAGGCUAGUAAGUGGAGUAAAAACACACACGCUUUCAGUCGAGCAACGAAGUGAGGAAUUUAAAGAGGAACCGCUUCUUAAAACUCAAAAUCAACCUAGGUUCUCUUCUCCUGAUGAAAUUGGUUUGUCAAGAGAACUGGAAGAAGAGGGUCCCAUUCUGGGAAGAAAUCUGUCCUGGCAACAAGAAAGAGAUGUGGCUGCUGCAGUUAAAAAGCAAGUGAAUGAGAAGCCAAGGCUGUCUGAGGAAGAGGUCACAGGGGACGCCUUAGAUGGGGACACCUUAGAUGAAGAAUAUGUUCAUCCAAAGCCGGGCACUCAGGAAGCAAAAACAACAGGCCACGCUGAUAGCGCAGAAGUACCAGGUUUUUAUACUGAAAAACCAGAAGCAGAAGAUGACGAACAGUUCAUCCCUGAAGAACUGCUGGAGGAUGAAAAUGCUAUAAGUGCGAAACAGUCUAAAGAAGAAAGCCCUGAGAUGCAGGACAGGCAGCUGGAUGGGAAUCCCCAAGUCCCCCAAAUAGGCAUUUUAGGCGCCGUUAGUACUGAUGCAGAAAUGGAAGAAAACAAAGAAGAAACCAGUAAUAUUUUGGAAAUUGAAAGAAAAAGUAAAACUGUGGGCAAAGGGGUGGACCCACUAGGCAGGGAACCUCGUGGCCUGGUGGUAGAAAAAGAAGAAAGCCCUCUUGUAGAUAAGAAAGCACAGAGCCCGUCUGAGGGAAUGUUCGUUCCUGACAAGAAAAACAAUCAGACUCCAGAGGUAGAGGAAGCAUUUCAGAAUAAAGAUUCUGAUGAUCUUAAAGUCAGCCCUGAGGAACAUCUGAAGACCUCACAGCUCACAGAGAAGCCUGGGGCAGAAGAACUCUCACAAGAGGACGAGGAGGACUUAGAGAGAGUCAUGGACACAGAAAGCCAGGGGGCUGCAUCUGAGGGACGUGCAGACGGCCUGUCCCCCGGGACUCCACACACUACUGCAAAGCCAGCGCACAGGGGCCACAGGGAGGACAUGCCGAUAAUAAGCAGCUUCUUUAAAGAACAGCAGUCCUUGCAGCGGUUCCAGAAGUACUUCAAUCUCCAUGAGCUGGAAGCCAUGUUCCAAGAGAUGUCAUUAAAGCUGAAGUCGGCACAGCGGGAGAGCCUGCCCUAUAAUGUGGAAAAAGUCCUCGAUAAGGUCUUCCGCGCGUUUGAGUCACAAAUCCUGAGUGUAGCAGAGAAAAUGCUCGAUACUCGUGUGACCGAAAACAGAGAUCUGGACAUGAAGGAAAGUAACAUACAAGAAGAGGCUGCAGUGCUAGAUGACGUUCAAGACCUGAUCUAUUUUGUCAGGUACAGACACUCCACAGGGGAGGAGACUGUACCACUGGCCGUGGCAGAGUCUCCAGAGGAAAGCUGGAGUGGACCAGCGGAAGAGAUACAACCACCACUGGAAGAACAUUUCCCACAAGACAACACAGAAGACCUUAAAAUGCAGAUUCCUGAGGAGUCCAGCCACUUGGAACAACUCAUGACUAGUGACACGGGUGGCUUAGAAGUGUCAGAGAAGCCAAAUACUGAAAAAGAGGUAGACCCAGGGAUAAUUACAACUGAAAGCACUCCUGUCACUGCUUUUGGAACAAAGCAACCAGAAACAAAUGCUCAAGAGCCAGCAAGUGUCACACCUUUGGAACAUGCAGUUAUUUUAAUAUAUUCAUUCAUGUUUUAUUUAACUAAGACGCUAGUUGCUAGGUUGCCUGAUGAUGUUCAGCCUGGGCCUGAUUUUUAUGGACUGCCAUGGAAGCCUGUACUUAUCACCACCUUCUUGGGAAUUGUUUCGUUUGCCAUUUUCUUCUGGAGAACCAUCCUUGUUGUAAAGAAUAGAGCGUACCAAGUCACUGAACAGCAAAUUUCUGAGAAGUUGAAGAAUAUCACGAAAGAAAAUGCAGAACUUGUACGAAAAUUGUCAGAUUAUGAACAGAAGAUCAAGGAAUCAAAGAAACAUGUUCAGGAAACCAAGAAACAAAAUAUGAUUCUCUCUGAUGAAGCAAUUAAAUUUAAGGAUAAAAUCAAGAAACUUGAAGAAACUAAUGAAAGUCUGAAUGAUACAGCUAAAAGUCUGCGUGUUAUGUUAGACUCAGAGAGAGAACAGAAUUCCCAGAAUCAGGAGUUGAUAAUAGAAAACAAGAAAUCUUUAGAGAAGUUAAAGGAUGUUAUUGCAAUGAAUUCCUCAGAGCUUUCGGAGGUUCAAAUUGCCCUUAAUGAAGCCAGACUUAGUGAAGAGAAGGUGAAGUCUGAAUGCCAUCGGGUUCAAGAAGAAAAUGCUAGGCUUAAGAAGAAGAAAGAGCAGUUGCAGCAGGAAAUCAAAGACUGGAGCAAAUCACAUGCUGAGCUCAGUGAACAAAUCAAAUCAUUUGAGAAGUCCCAGAAAGAUAUGGAAGUCGCUCUUACUAACAAAGAUGAUAAUAUUAAUGCUUUGACUAAUUGCAUCACACAAUUGAAUCGGUUAGAUUGUGAAUCUGAAUCUGAGGGUCAAAAUAAAGGAGGAAAUGAGUCAGAUGAAUUAGCAAACGGGGAAGUGGGAGGUGACCAGAGUGAGAAGAUGAAAAAUCAAAUUAAGCAGAUGAUGGACGUUUCUCGGACACAAACGGCAAUAUCGGUAGUUGAAGAGGAUCUAAAACUUUUACAAUUUAAGCUAAGAGCGUCAAUGUCCACCAAGUGUAACCUAGAAGACCAAAUAAACAAAUUAGAAGAUGAUCGCAAAUCACUACAGUCUGCCAAAGCUGGACUGGAAGAUGAAUGCAAAACCCUACGGCAGAAAGUAGAGAUUCUGAAUGAACUCUAUCAGCAGAAAGAGAUGGCUUUGCAAAAGAAGUUGAGUCAAGAAGAGUAUGAGCGGCAAGAAAGAGAGCAGCGGCUGUCAGCUGCAGAUGAAAAGGCGGUUUUGGCGGCAGAGGAAGUAAAAACUUACAAGCGGAGAAUUGAAGAAAUGGAGGAAGAAUUACAGAAAACAGAGCGCGCAUUUAAAAACCAGAUUGCUACUCAUGAGAAGAAAGCUCAUGAUAACUGGCUCAAAGCUCGUGCUGCAGAAAGAGCUAUAGCUGAAGAGAAAAGGGAAGCUGCCAAUUUGAGACACAAGUUAUUGGAAUUAACCCAAAAGAUGGCAAUGCGACAAGAAGAACCUGUGAUCGUAAAACCAAUGCCAGGAAGACCCAACACUCAAAACCCUCCACGAAGAGGUCCCCUGAGCCAGAACGGCUCUUUUGGCCCCUCGCCUGUGAGUGGUGGAGAGUGCUCCCCUCCGCUGACAGCAGAGGCACCCGGGAGACCGCUCUCUGCUACGCUCCAUCGAAGAGAGGUGCCUAGAAAUGAAUGUGGGUCAGUGGACGGACCUCUACCUCGUCCCCGAUGGUCAUCCGAGGCACCUGGGAAACCCUCUGCCUCUGAUCCAGGAUCUGGUGCAGCUCCCAGGACGACCAGCAGCUCAAGAAGCUCCUCCCCUUCUAAGGUGAUGGACGAGGGGAAGCCAAGUGUCCCCCAAGAGCCAGAAGGCCCUUCAGUCCCCAGCAUCACAUCUCUGGCUGAGCCUCCAGAAGCAGUGAAUAUGGCUGCAAAAGGGCCCCCUCCUUUCCCAGGGGUGCCCCUCAUGAGCUCCCCUGUGGGGGGCCCUCUCCUACCACCCAUUCGAUACGGACCACCUCCUCAACUCUGCGGGCCUUUCGGGCCUCGGCCACUUCCUCCACCUUUUGGUCCUGGUUUGCGUCCACCACUAGGCUUAAGAGAAUAUGCACCAGGCGUUCCACCUGGAACGCGGGACCUGCCUCUCGACCCUCGUGAAUUUUUACCAGGACACACACAGUUUAGACCUUUGGGCCCUCUUGGCCCAAGAGAGUACUUUAUUCCUGGUACCCGAUUACCACCCCCAGCCCAUGGCCCCCAGGAUUAUCCACCUUCACCUGCUGCAAGAGACUUACUGCCUUCCGGCUCCAGAGAUGAGCCCCCGCCAGCCUCUCGGAGUGGCAGCCAGGACUCCUCACCGGCUUUAAAACAGAGCCCAUAACCAUGACCUCUGACAUGCAGUCUGAGAAAGUGGACUGUGCACUGUUCAUUACAGCCUUCAAAACCCACAAGUUUAUUUUAAAAGGUUUGUUUCUAGAACUAAGCUGCCCCGGCAGUGUGCAUUUUUGAGCCAAACAAUUAAAAAAUAUCAUUUCCCCCCUAAAUAAAAAUCACCUCGUAAACUAGAACCUCCUUCCAACUUUGAAAUGUGCAAUAAAGAAUACCUGUGUUUUAGUUAAUGUAGCAUAUGUAACUGUCAGAUGAUUUAGAAUGUCAUGAAAAAUAUGUACAUUUCCUGUGGAAAUGCUAUAAGAACAUGUAUUUCCAUUUAUUCUAUUUUUAGUGUAUACCAAUUGAAUGCAGAGCAGCAGUGUGGAUAAGCUUGAUUUUUAAAAAAAUGUCAGAUCGCAAAGACUGUUACGCUAAAAAUGUUUACUAAAAGAUCACGUAACUAUCUCCCCUCUUGCUGAAAUUCUUUGUAGUAAUAUAGUUCAUAAAACUUUGGUUACUGAUAUUUCCCAGGAGUCUGCUGAUUCAUUGGAUUUUCUCAUGAGACGUGUGCCACUUUGGGAACAUGUCAACUCAGGCCCCCAGAACUGAAGCUGGUGGCUGGGCAGCACGCUCCCCGCUGCUCCCUGCUCAGGAGAGGCAGCCCGAGUCAUCGGGAACUCCACGACCGAGGUCUUUACUUCAAAGAAGUCAGUGGGCCCAUCUGUACAGCACGCACACACUGUCGGUGACAUCUGCUGCCUGGUUCAUUUCCUAACUAUGAGUUUACAACAGUAGCAAGAGUUGCGUGACCCGAGGUUCUGUUUUACCAUUCUUGCAUUAAGGUUGCACAAUAGAAAAAUGAAAACGAUGUAGUGGGACCAUCCAUAAAAGUACAGAAAAUCCUUUUAUUAAAAAAUGUAGAGUCUACUAUUUCUCCCAUCCCUUGCUACUGAUUUUUAACGAGUACGGCAAAAAAAAGCUCAUUAAGAAUAGAGUACGAUGAGAAAGAAUGAUUUAGGAUUGUAAGGUUUGUAACGUGCCCUGGGUCAGCAACCAUGGGCUAAAUGCCAUUGUUCUUGUUGAUUCUACUCCACAAUUAAUACUGGAACUUUGGCACUUGUAUUUAAAAGUCAGUAAAUCUAAGAAUCUGGGAUUAUAUCAUACUUAAAAGUCUUAUUAUACCCAUUAUGUCUUUUAAACAAUGUUUCUUAGAACUAACUCUUCAGACACUUUAAAUUACAGUUAAUUUAAUAGCACAUUUUAAGAAGUUUAAGAUUUAGGUUAAAUCAAAAUUAUAAAAAGCUAAUAUUCUUGUUUAUUGCUUGACUAUGCUCUCCCAUUCUCUGAAAUUCUAUGAUAUAAUGAUACUACCCAGACUGUUACCUGUCACUUUUAUGACAUUUAUUCCACUAAGAAUACCCCAUAAAAAGAAACAAAAGCCUCACAGUGAAACAAAAAUUUUCCUUUACACUAAACUACUGAAAGAUAAAAUGAUAAGGACCUUUGAAAGCAGACAACUCUUUCAAAUUAAUACGGAGUACAUAAGGAGUUCUUCAGGCAAAGAAUUCUAUCUGUAAGUCCUCCCAUUUACUAUCAAGAACAGAAGAAAUUUAAGAGGAAAACUCCAUAGUUAAAAGCAUAGAUUAAUUCCAUUAAUUCCAAGCAUAGAUUAAUAACCAUGUAAAGAUUAAUUCACAAAUACAACUUUUUGAAUAUUUCAAUCUCUUUAGGACAUGUAAUAAUGAAGUUAAUAUAAUUUUUAACUUGAAAUAACAUUUAAAUGUAGAUUACACCAGCUAAAAAGAUAAUCAAGUAGGAAAGAUAAAUCUAUUUUUAAAUCAAAGCUAGAGUCCUUUUGUAACCUCUGAAGCUUUGGGGGUGUUUAUAUCUCAUAAACAAGCUGUAGAGGAUUUCAGUGUCACUUACCUGAGCAGUUGUGGACCUGCCACGAUCGCCACCUCUCAGCCCUCUGAUGGCACCACUUCUGCAGCAGAGCUGCCAAUGUCCAGGAGACGGGGGCACCAGACUCGGCCAUCUCCAAGUUACAUCUAUUUCAGAAGUCAUCUCCAGCUAACUGUUCUGGGCUUAGUUGUUAAAAUCAUCUCAUUUACGAAGCAGCAGUGUUUCAGCCUGAAAGCAUUUCUACUAUAGUUGUGGUUAUUGUUCAAUGGCUGAUUUUUUAUCAUUUGAAAGUAAAUUGAAAUAAUUUGUGGGAUGUGGAGUAUUCUGUGUCUACUGCUUCAAGACAAUCACUUGUCAUUUCAUUCAGGUAUGAAUUAAAGCUAAGCUACUCACACAGUGUUCAAUUUAAGCUUCUUUAAUACUGAUGAAAGGCAUUUGUAGUUCAUAUAAACCAUAUUUAUGUGAACAAUAGCAGAUGCUUCUUCAUAUAAAUUAUCACUUUGAGAUACAUGUCUUACGGUCUGAGAAAAGAGAAAGAACAAUAUCAGUUUUGCUACAUUUUAAUAGUAGGUUUUUUGAGGGAUAAUUUUUUUGGGUCUUGUCAGCAACAUCAAACGAAAGGUACUGAGUACUCCACAGGGUACAGAGUGCUGCCAAGCACCUGAGGAAAUUUACAUGACCUGGAGAAAAUGUGGUUCUUGCUCCUUGAAGAGCUCACAGUCUGGAGGGCUGACAACUCACAGUCUUAAGAAUUGAGUGAACAACAGUAAUUUAAGGCAACUUCCUUAUCCCCUUGAGUGAUUGUAGAUUGAAUCAUUGUGGAAUUGAUCUAAUCAAGGUGAGAGACAAGACUAAAUUUGGUUGAGAAUACUUUCAGGCUCAUACAGUUUUCAACAUCCUCUUCGUAAACAGAAUUGACCUAAGAGCCAACUGAAAGACUAGAUCUUGUGAAGUACAAGGGCUAGAACAACUUAACUGUGGUUACUAUUUUUAAAAGCAAACAUAUUGAAUGGUAUGAACAGGGUUAUUACACUAGUUUAGAAACAGGCCAGGUACUGGCGCUGCCUUCCUCUCAUGCUAGCACUGGUCAUUUAAAACAGUGAACGUUCAAUUUGUGGGCUCUACAUGAACCCACAGGAAGCCCACCCUGAUCUUAAUGUUCUGUGUAUCAAAUAGCCACCUCAUGUGCAUUAUGCAAGUUUUAUUUAUGUCCCAUUAAGUCAAAAGUAAUGUAAUUAGUCAAAUUAUAAUAAGCUAAUGACUGGCAUAUUCCCAUAUGGAUGAAUGUUGACACAUCUAAAUAGGAAAUAAAUGGCAAUCCUAUCUACCUAUGUAAAAAAAAAAAA